AAGAAAUCCCAAACGCCAAAAAGCUUAGCUGAAGUUGAAUCACCAAUAAUAGUCGCAUCAAAAUUUACAAAGGGUCCAACCAUGCUUGCAUCUCCUCUCGCCACUUCACACAAUACAAAACUCUCUCCGUUGAUCGCCACACGCCCCUUCCCACCCCGACCGGCAAAACCCAAUUAUUAGCGUCGUCGGGAAUGGCUGUGUUGAACGCGUUUACGGGAGCCAAGCUCGAGUCUUUGCCGCUUCGCAAUGCCGGCGCGUCCACUUCCGCGCCCAUUGCUGUGUUCUGCAAUUCGGGUCGAGGUAGAAUGGCUUUAGUCCAUAAGGGUUCGCUCAAUUUCGCCGUCAGAUGUGAAUCGGCGACGUCGGACGUUGUGGCUCCGACUGAAUCCACGCCCGACUCUGCCAAUGUGGCUUUGGCUUCCAGCCUUUCUGCUCUUCAACAGCUCAAGACAUCAGCUGCUGACAGAUAUACAAAAGAAAGGAGUAGUAUCGUUGUUAUAGGGCUCAGUAUCCACACUACACCAGUAGAAAUUCGCGAGAAGCUUGCUAUCCCUGAAGCGGAGUGGUCUAGAGCGAUCGGGGAACUCUGCAAUUUGAACCACAUUGAAGAGGCUGCUGUUCUUAGUACCUGUAACAGGAUGGAGAUAUAUGUUGUAGCGCUUUCUCUGCAUCGUGGCGUUAAAGAAGUCACUGAAUGGAUGUCAAAGAUCAGUGGAGUUCCUGUUUCAGAGAUUUGCAAGCACCGGUUUUUGCUGUAUAACAAAGAUGCAACGCAGCACCUAUUCGAGGUAUCAGCGGGGCUGGACUCGUUGGUUUUGGGAGAAGGCCAAAUCCUUGCACAGGUGAAGCAAGUGGUGAAGGUUGGGCAAGGGGUGAGUGGUUUUGGAAGGAACAUUAGUGGACUGUUCAAACACGCGAUCACUGUGGGGAAGAGGGUUAGAACUGAAACGAACAUUGCAGCUGGGGCGGUUUCUGUUAGUUCUGCUGCUGUUGAACUGGCGUUAAUGAAGCUCCCCGAGGCCUCCCAUGCUAGCGCUAGGAUGUUGGUGAUUGGGGCGGGCAAGAUGGGGAUGCUCGUGAUCAAGCACUUGGCGGCAAAGGGUUGUACGAGGAUGGUGGUUGUAAAUAGAAGCGAGGAUAGAGUUGCUGCGAUUCAGGACGAGAUGAAAGAUGCCGAGAUAAUCUACAAGCCCAUGUCUGAGAUGCUAAACUGUGCUGCAGAAGCAGAUGUGAUCUUUACAAGCACUGCUUCAGAAACCGCCUUGUUUCUACGAGAGAACGUGAUUGACCUUCCGCCUGUAUCCCCUAGCGUCGGGGGACUAAGGCUCUUCGUGGACAUCUCGGUCCCUAGGAACGUGGGUGCCUGUGUCGACGCUCUCGACACUGCACGAGUCUACAACGUCGAUGACCUUAAGGAGGUCGUUGCUGCAAACAAGGAGGACCGCCUUCGCAAAGCCAUGGAAGCGCAGGCAAUUAUCUCUGAGGAGUCCAGCCAAUUCGAGGCCUGGAGGGAUUCCCUGGAAACAGUCCCAACCAUCAAGAAACUGAGAGCCUAUGCAGAACGAAUCCGAGUUGCAGAGCUCGAGAAAUGCAUGUCGAAAAUGGGCGACGACAUUACAAAGAAGGCGAGGAAAGCAGUGGAUGAUCUCAGCAGAGGGAUAGUAAACAAGAUCCUCCAUGGUCCUAUGCAGCAUUUAAGGUGCGAUGGGAGCGACACCCGGACUCUAAGCGAAACCCUCGAAAACAUGCAUGCCCUUAACAGGAUGUUCAGCCUGGAAACUGAGAUAUCAGUUCUGGAACAGAAGAUUAGAGCUAAAGUGGAACAAUCACAGAAUUGAAGACUAAAACUUAUUCAAUCUGUUUUCUCAAUUUUUAUUAGCUUCUUCCAACAUUGUUACACUCUGCAAAUCCUUAUUAAUGUCACUAUCAGCUAUGAUGUUACAAUUAUCAUCUCUUAUCCCAAUCCUAAUACUUUUUUUUUUUAGUA
Molecule: messenger RNA, 1987 nt
Organism: Ipomoea triloba (trilobed morning glory)
Lineage: Eukaryota; Viridiplantae; Streptophyta; Magnoliopsida; Solanales; Convolvulaceae
Product: glutamyl-tRNA reductase 1, chloroplastic-like
Exons: 3
Coding region: 192-1838 (548 amino acids)
Biological process (GO): tetrapyrrole biosynthetic process
Molecular function (GO): NADP binding; glutamyl-tRNA reductase (NADP+) activity
Source: RefSeq, a predicted model, not a curated record